Molecule: messenger RNA, 5774 nt
Organism: Balaenoptera acutorostrata (minke whale)
Lineage: Eukaryota; Metazoa; Chordata; Mammalia; Artiodactyla; Balaenopteridae
Gene: SMC5
Product: structural maintenance of chromosomes 5
Exons: 25
Coding region: 94-3417 (1107 amino acids)
Biological process (GO): double-strand break repair via homologous recombination
Cellular component (GO): Smc5-Smc6 complex
Molecular function (GO): ATP binding; ATP hydrolysis activity
Source: RefSeq, a predicted model, not a curated record
CGCCGCUCACUUCGCGCGGGAGUGGGGCGCCGGAGCGUUGGAGCUGCAGGUCUGUGGGAACGGAAGCCACAGCCAGGAAGAGAGGCAGCCAGGAUGGCGACACCGAGCAGGAAAACGUGCACCCCAAGUCCCCUGGCCCCCAAGAGAGCUUUCCCGAGAGAGCCCUCGUCGGAAGUCCCGAACAAGAAAAAGAGUUCGGCCCCACCGGCGGCGCCGCCGCCGCCACUGCCGCUGCAGUCGUCCGGGCCUUUCGUGGAAGGCUCUAUCGUCCGCAUCGCGAUGGAGAACUUCCUAACAUAUGAUAUCUGUGAAGUAUCUCCUGGGCCCCACUUGAAUAUGAUUAUUGGAGCCAAUGGAACAGGGAAGUCCAGCAUCGUGUGUGCCAUUUGCCUUGGAUUAGCAGGCAAACCUGCUUUCAUGGGACGGGCAGAUAAGGUUGGCUUUUUUGUGAAGAGAGGAUGUUCCAAAGGCAUGGUUGAAAUUGAAUUGUUCAGGACGUCUGGAAAUCUUGUAAUCACUCGUGAGAUUGAUGUGGCAAAAAAUCAGUCCUUUUGGUUCAUCAACAAAAAAUCUACAACUCAGAAAGUAGUAGAAGAGCAGGUUGCAGCCUUAAAUAUUCAAGUGGGCAAUCUUUGCCAGUUUCUACCUCAGGAUAAAGUUGGAGAAUUUGCUAAACUCAGUAAAAUUGAACUCCUUGAAGCCACUGAGAAGUCAGUUGGUCCUCCAGAAAUGCACAAAUACCACUGUGAACUCAAAAACUUCAGGGAGAAAGAAAAACAACUAGAGACCUCAUGCAAAGAGAAAACUGAAUAUCUAGAGAAGAUGAUUCAGAGGAAUGAAAGAUAUAAACAAGAUGUGGAGAGGUUUUAUGAACGUAAGCGACAUUUAGAUUUGAUUGAGAUGCUUGAAGCAAAAAGGCCAUGGGUGGAAUAUGAAAAUGUUCGUCAGGAAUAUGAAGAAGUAAAAUUAGCUCGGGACCGAGCAAAGGAUGAGGUCAGAAAACUUAAAGAAGGGCAGAUUCCUAUAACACAACGUAUUGAAGAAACUGAAAGGCAGCGUCACAAUUUGGAGGCUCGAAUCAAAGAGAAGGCAACAGAUAUUAAGGAGACAUCUCAAAAAUGCAAACAAAAGCAAGAUGUUAUAGAAAGGAAAGAUAAACAUAUUGAGGCGCUUCAGCAGGCUUUAACAGUAAAACAAAAUGAAGAGCAUGAUCGACAGAGGAGAAUAAGUAAUACCCGCAAAAUGAUAGAAGAUUUGCAAAAUGAACUGAAGACCACAGAAAACUGUGAGAACCUUCAACCCCAAAUUGAUGCCAUUACAAAUGAUCUGAGACGAGUUCAAGAUGAAAAGGCAUUAUGUGAAGGCGAGAUAAUUGAUAAGCAUAGAGAGAGGGAAACUCUAGAGAAGGAGAAGAAGAGUGUGGAUGAUCAUAUUGUGCGUUUUGACAAUCUUAUGAAUCAAAAGGAAGAUAAGCUGAGACAGAGAUACCGUGAUACAUAUGAUGCUGUUUUAUGGCUGAGAAAUAACAGAGACAAAUUUAAGCAAAGAGUCUGUGAACCCAUAAUGCUCACGAUCAAUAUGAAAGAUAACAAAAAUGCCAAAUAUAUUGAAAAUCAUAUUCCAUCAAAUGACUUGAGAGCUUUUGUGUUUGAAAGUCAAGAAGAUAUGGAGGUUUUCCUCAAAGAGGUUCAUGACCAUAAAAAAUUAAGAGUGAAUGCUGUUAUUGCUCCUAAGAGUUCAUAUGCAGACAAAGCACCUUCAAGACCAUUGAAUGAACUCAAACAAUAUGGAUUUUUCUCUUAUUUGCGAGAGUUAUUUGAUGCACCUGAUCCUGUCAUGAGUUACCUUUGCUGCCAGUAUCACAUUCAUGAAGUUCCUGUAGGAACUGAAAGAACCAGAGAAAGAAUUGAACGGGUAAUACAAGAAACCCGAUUAAAACAAAUUUAUACAGCAGAAGAAAAGUUUGUGGUGAAAACUUCUUUUUAUUCAAACAAAGUUAUUUCUAGUAACACAUCCCUAAAAGUAGCCCAGUUUCUCACAGUCACUGUGGAUCUAGAGCAAAGACGACACUUAGAAGAACAGCUAAAGGAAAUUAAUAGAAAAUUGCAAGCAGUAGAAUCAGGGUUGACUGCCUUACGUGAGACAAACAAACAUCUAGAACACAAAGAUAAUGAACUUAGACAAAAGAAGAAGGAGCUUCUUGAAAGGAACACCAAGAAAAGACAACUGGAACAAAAAAUUAGUUCCAAACUAGGAAGUUUAAAGCUGAUGGAACAGGAUACUUGCAACCUUGAAGAGGAAGAGCGAAAAGCAAGUACCAAAAUCAAAGAAAUAAAUGUUCAAAAAGCCAAACUUGUUACUGAAUUAACAAACCUGAUAAAGAUUUGUACUUCUUUGCAUAUACAAAAAGUAGAUUUAAUUCUUCAAAAUACUACAGUGAUCUCCGAGAAGAACAAAUUAGAAUCAGAUUAUAUGGCUGCUUCAUCACAGCUACGUCUCACAGAGCAACAUUUCAUCGAGUUGGAUGAAAAUAGACAGAGAUUAUUGCAGAAAUGCAAGGAACUUAUGAAGAGAGCCAGGCAAGUAUGUAACCUGGGUGCAGAGCAGACCAUUCCUCAAGAAUAUCAGACACAAGUACCCACCAUUCCAAAUGGACACAACUCCUCACCCCCCAUGGCUUUCCAAGAUCUUCCAAACACCUUGGAUGAAAUUGAUGCUUUAUUAACUGAAGAAAGAUCAAGAGCUUCUUGCUUCACAGGACUGAAUCCUACAGUUGUUGAGGAGUACACAAAAAGAGAAGAAGAAAUAGAGCAAUUAACUGAGGAACUAAAGAUAAAGAAAGUUGAACUGGAUAAAUAUAGGGAAAACAUUUCACAGGUAAAAGAAAGGUGGCUGAAUCCUUUAAAAGAGCUGGUAGAAAAAAUUAAUGAAAAAUUUAGCAAUUUUUUUAGUUCCAUGCAGUGUGCUGGUGAAAUUGAUCUCCAUACAGAAAAUGAGGAAGACUAUGAUAAAUAUGGAAUUCGAAUUAGAGUCAAAUUUCGCAGUAGCACUCAACUACAUGAAUUAACUCCUCAUCAUCAAAGUGGAGGUGAAAGAAGUGUUUCCACCAUGUUAUACUUGAUGGCACUUCAGGAGCUUAAUAGAUGUCCGUUCAGAGUAGUUGAUGAAAUCAAUCAGGGAAUGGACCCAAUCAAUGAACGGAGAGUGUUUGAAAUGGUUGUAAAUACUGCUUGUAAAGAAAACACAUCUCAGUACUUCUUUAUUACACCAAAGCUCCUGCAAAAUCUUCCUUAUAAUGAAAAGAUGACGGUAUUAUUUGUCUACAAUGGUCCUCAUAUGCUAGAACCAAACAGAUGGAAUUUAAAGGCUUUCCAAAGGCGGCGGCGCCGUAUUACAUUCACUCAGCCUUCUCAAUAAAAGUAAAGGGGCAAGAACUUUGGGACUUCUCUGUUAAAUCCUGUAUAUAAGUGUGGCUCAACUGAAUAAAAGUUAGGAGAUUCAUUAAGACUAAAAAGAUCAGUUAUUUUUGGAAACCCUAUAUUAGAUACAAAUGGGUCGAUGAAAAGAGACCAUAAUAACUUCUUUCUGUGGAACAUCAUCUGGUAGUAAAAAUUAAGUCUUCUUGAGUCCUUAGCACUCUGACCAUAAGUCAUUGGGUCCCCAUUUUUAAAAGUAUUUGCUACUCAAAUCAAAGGUACAGUGGAAGGGCUUAUCAGUUACAAGAAGUUUAGUUGACAUGGUAACCCUGAGCUUUACUUGCAAAGUAAUUUUAACUACUUUUAGAGUCUAAAGAUGACUCUACAGCUUAAGUCAUAGUUUCUCCCAGUGUUAUAUUUAAUUUUUAAAACUUGAUAUGGAAAUGUCUAGUCUAAUGUAUAGUAAUAAUUUAUGGCAAAUCUAUUCAUUUCUUCCUAUUAAAAAGAUUACCUUAUCUCCACUAGGAAAUGGAAUUUUAUGAGCCUUUAAAAAAAGUUUUAUGAAACUUGAUACUAUAAUUAUAUUGGUAUCUCAAAGGAGGGAAAAGUACUGGGGUUCAAAAAUGGUAGCAGGACUUCUUUGAAAUGCCACAAGGUGGCCACUAGAUGAUGCAAAAAAUGCAACCAAAAGAUUGACAGAGAAUAAAAUCAAGUGCCAAGGGUUUUUAAAGAAUAACCCUGUAAAAUGUGGGUGAGGUUUUUUGGGUUUUGGUGGUUUUUUCCUUUUUUUAAUUUAAAGUCAAUUGUAUUUUACAUCUUAAAUUUCUAAAGCAUUUUCAUAAUUAUUUUUAGUAAGAUUUUUCUUAAGGUUUCAUAUACUGGUUUCUACAAUUUAUAUUUGAAAUUUCUCAGUGUUAUGUAAAGAGUGAGGAAAAGCAUUGAUUUGUUUAAAACCAUAAUGUUUUUAGAAUCUAAGCUUAUAUAGGUCCUAAAACUUACAGUGUUGAUCCUACCCCAUUAUCUUAGAAAAUCUAGUUUAAACUGUUCUUUCAACGUGAAAGAAUUAGAUGAGAACAUCAUUUGUUUAUCUCUGAGUUAUACUAAUUAACAGUGCCAAAACAAAUUCUAUUCUUUUAAAUAUUGUAAAAUAACGGACUAGAUCAAGGACAUAUCUUUGAACAAUGGACUGGAUCUGUGCCGGUAAUAACAGAAUUAUUUUUUUGACUUGGCAGCUUGACUAAAUUGAAGAAUUGCAGUCAAUUUGGGUUUUGUAUGUUCUUAAAUAGCCACUGAAAUUUAUAUUCUUGUUAGGUCAAAAAAUAAACCUCUUACUUGGACAUUUUCUCUUUAAAAAGCUAUUUUUUUCUUCAUAAAAAUUUUAAAAGAGCCUUCCCCUCUUAAACUAAGUCUAAUGCAUAUACUAUGAAAAUAUUUUAAAAUAACAUUUUUACUAGUGCAAACAACUCAUGUAAACCUUGAAAACCUUGGUAACAUAUUAGUAAAUGGAUGUUGUUACCAAAUGUUUUUGUUGUUGUUUAAUACUUCGUUUUCCACCAAAGUAUCUUUACUAAUAUGUGCUUGGUGUAGUUUGUUUACUGUCUGAGUUAGUGCCAGUCAUCUUAUUUCUGCAAAAUGAUUAUCAAUGUGAAAAAGAAGUUUGAAGAUUAGGCGUGUUUGAAAAUAAAAUGGUCAACUACAUUUCAGUUUACAUAUGCCAAUAAUUAUUCCAUACCUUGUUUAUAAGCAUUUCUCUCUCUCUAGUGGAGAAAUAUUUGGUUUUACAUUGAAUGUUGAGCUGUGAAGAAUAGUAAGUCUAGCACAUUAGUCUCAGCCACUUGAAACUUCACAUAUUUUCUGUAAAAGUUGAUUUUAAUUACAUACAAACUGUAAAAACGUCAAAUAACAGUCUGAUUUGAUGAAUAAAAUAUUUAAAACCCUAAGGUGACAAGCAAGUAUUUUUAAUGACAAAAUCUUCAUUGAUUUGCCUAAGGAGAGAAAUUAAAAGGUUUUUAGCAGUAAGUAAAAGGAAAGAUUUCUUGCUGCUUUCUAGUUAAUUGUCUUUUGGACAUGUGCUUUUUUUCUUUGGAGUAUGAAUCUUUAAUGUGUAAAACAGUGUAAUUUGAGGGAAUUCCCUGGUGGUCCAGUGAUUAGGACUCCAUGCUUUCACUGCCGAGGGCCUGGGUUCAAUCCCUGGUCAGGGAAGUAAGAUCCUGCAAGCUGUGCAGUGCAGCGGGGAAAAAAAAAAAGUGUAAUUUUGUCCUGCUAUUGUGUGUGUGUGUUUGUGUGUGUGUGUAAUUGGAAAAAAACUCUUUGUGGGAAAUGCUACUUUGUUGGUAAUAAAUGCAUAUUUUCAUAUUC